Messenger RNA from Hippopotamus amphibius kiboko, 837 nucleotides. RefSeq names its product chibby family member 3 (gene CBY3). The record is from RefSeq and is a predicted model, not a curated record. NCBI's taxonomy places the organism in Eukaryota, Metazoa, Chordata, Mammalia, Artiodactyla, Hippopotamidae. The transcript has 3 exons. Bases 1 to 837 code for a protein of 278 amino acids.
AUGUACAGCCACCCAGCACUCAGAGAGCAGGAUUCUGGUCCUUCAUCUGCCUAUCUCUCCCCAUGGCCUGAAAGAGUGGUCUUCGGAUCUCGCGGUUUGAGGGGGCAGCUCGUCCGAGCAGGCUGCUCACCCAGACUCUUGCUCCUCAGCAGUGCCUCUGGCUCGCCUUUAUCAUUCUGGACAUCCGGGCUUGCGAGGCAAAGGCGCAGACUGGGUCGCCCGCAUCCUCACGGCUCCACUCCGGGCAUCCACGCACCCGACGAGGCCCGCCCGGCCCUCGCCCUGGAGGCCUUCGGGUGCCCGGCCUCGGGCCACGCCAGCCGCCUGUGGAAGCAGCUGCGGCAGUUCUGGGCCGACCACUUCUCGCGGCGCUUCUCGCCGCGGCGCCCGCCGCUGCGCCGCAUCUCCUCCAUGUCCACCUUCUACCUGCUGGACCACCAGACGCGCCAGGAGGAGCUCGGCCUCAGCUACGGCGCGCCGCGCACGCGCCUCAGCGACGAGGCCUUCGUGUUCCGCGGCGGCCGCUGGACCGCCGAGGGCCAGCUGGUGCGGUCGCGGCCACCGCUGCCCUCGCCCACCGCCUCGGGCUGGCGGGCGCAGAUGCAGCGGAUCGAGAGCCAGGUGCUGCUGGAGGAGAACAACUACCUGAAGCUGCAGCAGGAGCUGCUCAUGGACAUGCUGACGGAGACCACGGCGCGCAUGCACCUGCUGGAGAAGAAGCUGGACCGCGAGGGGAGCCCGGCCGCGGCGGCGCGCGCCUUUCAAAGGAAGAUGCGCAGGCGCGAGGGCGCGGGCAGCGUGCUCAUGCUCCAGGCGCGGGCUCUGGAGUCGCGGUGA